Symbiodinium sp. CCMP2592 is the source of this 4518-nucleotide messenger RNA. The record is from the annotation of a GenBank genome assembly. Lineage: Eukaryota; Dinophyceae; Suessiales; Symbiodiniaceae.
AUGCUGACUGUACUGCCCAGGCCGUCCUCAUGGCAGGCAGCCAAAGGGGUGCCAACUACAGAGAGGAAGCCCGCUCCGGCCUUUGAUCCUCAAUCCUCUGGUGGUCCUUCUGAGUGGAACCUGGCCGAUCAUGCUUUACCUGCCUCCCCAGAUCGGGUACUCAUCUGGGGAGCCAAAGCCAGGUCACAGCUACCACAACCGCCCUGUGCUCCUGCCUGUACUCUGGAUGUGGAAAGAUUUCUGCAGAGCUUCUUCAGGACACGGCAAGGCCCAGAUGGCACCUCCCUUACCACCUUACUUGGUGACCCAGCCCCGCAACCUGAUGGUUGGUGGCGUAUCCCGUGGACAUUGCUGGGACCAUCGCACUGCGAGCUGCUGUGUCAGGAUGGUUGGCUACGUGGCUGGCACGGAUGCAAGAUGGAGGCACUAUACUCCAUCGUUUACCAUGGACAGCUUCUACCGAGCACCGAUGAGUCGAAGGGUGACAGGUUCCUGGCAGGCUGUCCAGGGGUGUAUCUGCACCGAGACAGCCUGCAACACAAGGUGGAGAACUACAUGAGAUGGAUACCACUAUGUGGAGAUGGUCUCUUCUGGGCUGCCAAGUGGGAGGUGGUGUAUGCUCCCUCGGGGAGCAAUAAGCAUGGCAAGCGCACUGAUCAGGUUAUACAAAGUGCUGAAUCGGUGGAGCUGGUGGCCCUCUGGCUCUCAGUGCGCUCCGAGAACAUGCUGCCUGACGGAACUGCUGUGCAGGCCAAAUGGACUCCAGCACGCGAGGCCAACCCAUGCCUCACUGAGCUCAAGCGAAGAAGCAGUGCUCUGUUACAGACUGUGGACUUCACGGAACUGUCUGCCUCUUCCAGGCCUUCGCCCAGCUCCAGCUUGAGGUCUGACCUGGUGCUCGACAACAAAGGCCGACUCAAGCCGACGCCUAAAGCACGCGGUCGUUUGUCUCACAUCCCUUCUGAACUGGAGAAGGACCGAACGCCAGAACAAGCGAAGCUCACCAUACAGUCGGGCAAUCUGGUGCUUAAGUCGGCCACAGCAAAUAGCUCGGAGACUCCGACUGCUUCGACCACCGUUUCGGCUGCUACCUCGGCCGUCCCGUCAGAUCUACCUCAACGAGGACCCAAACGGGCUCGAUCUGACGCUUCCUCUCCGAAACCACGGAAGAUGCAGACAAGGCCCAAGCCGAGAAGAUCGAUUUGGUUUGAUGUCACGGACAAUCCGGCUGACCAACCACCUUCGACCUCCUCAGCUGCAGCCAAAGGCCGCGGCACUGGGACGAUCAAGGCCGCCAAGCUCCAAGAUCGUGUCCGCAGAAGGAUGGCCAGGAAGAUGGAGGAAAUCUUCCAGGCCAAUAGUCUAGCCUACCGGUGGCUCCGGAAGACCAAGAUGACACAGGUGGGUUCCCUGCUCACAGACCUUUGUUGCUCCCUCCACCAGUCACUGCCUGCAACAUUUGUCUUGAACGCCCAGUGUGCACAUCCACCACAAUGCCAGUCGGGCUCACAUGGACCUACGGUGCCUCCCCACACCGUGAUGAUUAUCGAUGUGCCGUCUGUCUUCGCCACUGGGCGCAGGCCAGUGGGUCGAGCAGGCAUCACUUCGGGACACCUACCUGUCCAAUUUGUGCAGGAUAUCCCGGGCACGUGGCUGGCCUAUCGUCUGGCGGUAUUGCCCUCCGUCGACUACGAAUCGAUCCAGUCAGACCCCGGGCACGACGACGUCGAUCUGGGGAGUGCCAUCUGCACACCCCCUGCACACUACAGUAGCGCGAAGCGAUCCUACAAACGUGCCUUACGUCGUGCUGCACAGGACCAGGCUGAGCGUCGUAUGCAGCAGGCCGCUCUGAAAGUCUCCCAGGGACGCCUGUUGUUCCUCUCAUGGAAUGCUGGAGGACUGUCCCAGGUGGCGCCACAAUUCCCCACUGCUACAUGGGAUGUGUACACCUCCCCAACCACAGACAACAAAUCUGCUGGGCUCCUGGUGCAACACCUGAGGAUACUCCACGACCAAUGGGCAGUUGACCUGCUGCACAUCUACCAAAAGCCGCACAACUCUCAUCCACUCGCCCUGCAAUCCUCCAAAACCAUUCGCUUAGCUGUCUGGGAGUGCAUUGGUAAGAUCCUGGCGGCUCUACCUGCCCGCAACACGGUGAUCAUGCUUGGAGAUUUUAAUACUCAGAUCAAGCCGUGUGCCGCAGCUGGCACCAGGAUCUGUUCAGGCACCAGCACGGGCACACAUCCGCCUGAUCAGGCACGGUUGCAGCAUCUUGUCGAGGACUUCUCCCUCCUACACCUCAACUCAUGGUGCAAGGCGGCUGGCCCCACGUACCAUCACAACAAAGGUGCUAGCCUCAUUGACCAUAUCAUCAUGCGUUCCAGCCAAGCGGAUGAUCGUGCCCGGCAGGCGAGACCUCUCCGCCUGGGACUGGCUGCAUGGAGACUUGGUGGAUAUCACCUACCACUGAAGGCCAGCGUCCCGCUUCAGCGCUUCCACACUCUUAACAAACCGGUGGCACCACAACGAGCAUGGGACCAUUGGGGCCUGAUUCAGGUUUGCCGCUCUACCUGGGAUCCGCGGGUUCAAAGUCUGCGUUCUGCUGUUCAGGCGUCCCUGCCUGGGGUCAAUGACCUUGGGCAACUGCAUGACACUCUGAUCCACUGUGCAUCCCAAUCUUUCCCGCCGCCCGCAGGACAGCAUCGGCUGGCACUAUGGCAAACACCGCCUAUGCAGGAUGGUAUUCGCUCCAUGUGGCAGGCCUACCGAGUCUGGAAGACAGCCAAAGCUCAAGAUCAGCACAAUCCGCUUUAUGUCUCCAGGUGCUAUCAUCACUUCAAGACGGCACACAAGGCCUUUCGUCGUGCCGGGAAAGAAGCCAAGAAGCACUGGUUCCAUGGCAGGCUCCAGGAACUACAAGCUGCUGCCAGUUCGGGUGACUCCCGCAAGCUUUAUGCUGGCAUACGCACACUAGCUCCCAAAUCCUCCAAGCCGAAGGUUCAAUUGCGAGAUUCUGGUGGACAUCUGCAAGACCCCAAGACCCAGCUUAAACAGCUGGAAACGCACUAUCGCAAAUUAUAUGCUGCAGACGAGGACACCAGCAUCCAGGGCCCCCAGCGGACGCCCAUUCACAUCGAAGUCACGGAGGCAGAAAUGUUCCUUGCGGAUCAGGCACAAUUUGCAUAUUUGCCAGGUGCACAACUAUCGCUGGACCUGUCCAGUGCUUUUGACCUCAUGGACUGGCGCCUGCUGGACAAGGCUUUACUUGCGUCCGAAGUUCCGGCUGAGUUAAGACACCAAAUCAUGUCCUGGCACUCUGAGAUCUCCUAUGUCCUUACCCACCUUGGGCACACUGCCAAGGUGGAGGCCCAAAGAGGACUUAGACAAGGGUGUAAACUGGCUCCGUUGCUCUGGACCCUCGCCCUGGCACAGAUAUAUCGUGAGCUUCUUGCCGAGGGGGACCCGCUCCUCACAGCACCUUGGCUAGAGCAAAGCUCCACGAUUUAUGCAGAUGAUAUACACCUCAAGGAUACCGUGCAGACUACUCGUGAGCUGGACGACAUGGUGUAUCGCUUUAGUAAGAUCCUCGAUGCUCUUGCCGCCCAUGGUAUGGUCAUCAACUCGGCCAAAUCAGCAUUGCUACUGAGACACAAGGGCAGUUUCAUCAGGGGCUGGCUGCGCCGACACCUCAUACCCAAACCCGAGGGGGAUCUACUCCGCUUUCGCAGCCCCCUGGGAACGGUGUAUGAAAUUCCGUUGCGUGACCAUCACACGUACUUAGGCAUACGCAUCUCAUAUCAUUCCCAGGCCAAACAAGCAGUCACCUAUCGGCUACAGGCUGCGAACCAGGCAUGGCAAAGACUCCGUGGUGUACUGUGCUCCACCAGGCAUCUUGCUCAGACACAUCGUCUCAGUCUAUGGAAAUCCACAGUGCUUCCCACGCUGCUCUAUGGCAUAGCGGCAUCCAACCCAGGUGCCAAGGACAUCCAACGUACGCAGCACAUGAUGACCAAGCAGGUUCGAGCCAUCACCCGAUCCUUUGCACAUCUUCAGAAAGAAUCCACACAGGACCUUUUGCAUAGAUGCUCCCUGUCCACCAUCUUGGAGCAUCUGCAGAGGGAAGCCGCUGCCUUGCAUCGUAGCCUGACCAGCCUGAGCACCGAAACGAGCUUCGUGACCCAAGCUCAGGUGGAAUCAGCUCGAGACACUGCCGCUACACUCCACCUUCAAGUGCAACGUCAAUGGCAGGUACCUCUUGGGGACACAGAAGGUAUCACUGACCCUGCCGUACACCAGUGUAUGCACAUGGAACAGAAGGACUUCCAACGUGCAGACACUGCGCCCAUCCCUUCCGACAAUGGGACAGCUCCACUACGCCGAGCCAUGAGGCUGUUCCUCUUCAUCAGCAAUCUCAUGUUCUUGAGACACUACGUGCACGCAGGUGGACUGACCUCCUUGAGAAACCGGAGAUCUACUCGUAUCUCCAGCACCACUGCCCGCUGUGUUACCAGUGGCUAG